Osmia bicornis bicornis is the source of this 1286-nucleotide messenger RNA. RefSeq lists its product as uncharacterized. The coding region runs from base 884 to 1198 and encodes 104 amino acids. The transcript has 2 exons. The record is from RefSeq and is a predicted model, not a curated record. NCBI's taxonomy places the organism in Eukaryota, Metazoa, Arthropoda, Insecta, Hymenoptera, Megachilidae.
GACGCGGAAUUCGAAGUUCGGUCUCGACGCUCGCAUCACCUUAAAAAUUUAUUAAUGUCCACAUAUUAACGCAGUUGAAACCACUAUCUUUUUAUGUUAAAGUUAUCAUGCAUACUAUAGUAUAAUCAGCAUAAACAAACAUAGCUAAGAGAUGUUUUAUAUUAUGGUAGAACUCACUUUACAGGAUGUUUUUUAUCGGUUUGAUAUUGUAAUUAAAAUAUGGUGAAAAUAAGAUCAAGUUUAAAAAAGAGGUUAAAAGGAAAGUUUGUAGUGCUUACCUUACUGAUAAAUGCUUUAUUUGUCUCAUAUUUCCAGAAGUCAGAAGGAAAAGGAGAAAUGGAAAUGGGGAGAAGAAGAAUUAGAAGAAGUAAAAAAUUUCAAAUACCUAGGGUAUCACUUCCAGAAAAAUGGAGGAACGGAGAUGCACUGGAGAGAAACAGCGAAAAAGGCGAUGAUAGCGAUGAAGCAAACAUGGGGAAUAGGAGAUAGAAGAUUCAAAAACAACUUUGAAAGAAGGAUGAAGAUCUAUAGAAGUUUGGUGAAAAGCAUCAUGAUGUAUGCAGCAGAGAUAUGGAGAUAGAGCGAAUCAGAGAGACUUGAAAAAUUACAAACAAAGUACAUAAAAUGGAAAUUAGGCUUGGACAUAGUGCAAAUGGAUAUAGUAAUGGAUGAAAUAAAGGAGGACAAAAUAAGAAUGGAAGCAGGCAGGAGAGCGGUGAAAUACGAAGAAAAAACAAGGGCGAAAGGAAUUAACUAGAUAAUACUGGAAUGCUGGAAAGAGGUAGAUACAAAAUGCGAGAAAAAAAGAUCGAAAUGGGAAGACCAGAGAAGACAAUACUAUGAAGAGAAAGGAAUAGAAAUAAAGGACGUCAAAUCUAGAUGUAUGGGAGACCUGACGCUAGCAGAAAAUCUAUCACAGUUAGACAGAGCAAAACAGUGCCAAUCUUUUUACGACAGAAUAGUAACAGGAAGGUAUAACGGAAAAUACAGAGGAAUAAGGGAAGAAAACCGAGCUUAUUAUCUGAAAGCAGAAUACAAAGGCAGGGACCAUUCAAUGAUUACAAGGUUCAGAUGUGGGAAUGAAGAAAGAGGAUCAAGAGCAGAGGAGAAAAUGGAUGAGGAAAAUAAUUCGAAGAAGGAAGGAGAUAGACCAGAGAUAGAAGACCUGAAGUUUACGGACGAUAUUGUAUCAUCUUAAUGUACAUAAUUUAUAAAAUAUUGUAGGCGCACUCAUGUGCCAAACCCCCUUUCAAAGGCGAAAGGCAAGAAAUAAAGUUAUCUAUCUA